CCAGCCUUUGUGUUUCCCGCACCCACGUCGCUCUGCACGCAGUGGGCCGCAGGGGGUGGGCCGGAGGGGAGGGUUCCCGCCCUCGCUCCGGCUCCCGCUACGCGCGGGGGCCGCUCCCGAGCAAGUGACGCUUAGCGGGCGCGCGCGCGCGCGGGCGGCGCUGGGAAGCGAGCGGCGCGGGCUGCUCCACGACCCCUCGGGCGCCGCGAGCUCCAAGGCCCGUGGCCGCCUGGGUUCUUAGUGCCCUGCUCCCGGAAUUGCCACGCCUCUGUUACAGCCUGCGCGAAAUGUACUUUGGGUGGUUUUUUGGCAAUAACUGUGCCAAACCCAAAUUAUAUUUUCCAGUGUGUCUGGGAGGAAACUUGAGGAUGCUCCUCUCCUUUGUCCUUUCCCGAGGAUUCUCCCAGCAUUUUUUUGCGGCUUCUGCCUUCCCAUCCAUCUUUUCAUCUGUUCAUGACUGAAAUCCAGAGUCCUUAAGGUCCAGACCGGUCUUGCUCUUCGCAGGGCCUCAGAAGCAAAUGGAGCCGUGGAGUGAGCAUUGCCGUGGGUUAGUGCGUGAGCUUGACGUAGCAGCUGGGCUUCAGCUCUGAAUCUCGUUCUAGCCUCCUUUUCUCUGCUUGCCUUUGUCAGCCUCAGAGGGUGAUUCUGAGAAAGAAAGGAGCUAGUAGGCUUCUAGACAAGCUGCAGGAAUUCCGGGGAUUACUCCAACUGAAGAAAAGGAUGGUAAUCUUCCAGAUAUUGUGAACAGUGGAAGUUUGCACGAGUUCCUGGUUAAUUUGCAUGAGAGAUAUGGGCCUGUGGUCUCUUUCUGGUUUGGCAGGCGCCUUGUGGUUAGUUUGGGCACCGUUGAUGUACUAAAGCAGCAUAUCAACCCCAAUAAGACAUCGGACCCUUUUGAAACCAUGCUUAAGUCAUUAUUAAGGUAUCAAUCUAGUGGUGCAAAUGUGAGUGAAAACCACACAAGGAAAAAAUUAUAUGAAAGUGGUGUGACUAAUUCUCUGCAGAGUAAUUUUGCUCUCCUGCUGAAGCUUUCAGAAGAAUUAUUAGAUAAAUGGCUCUCCUACCCAGAGUCCCAGCAUGUACCCCUCGGCCAGCAUAUGCUUGGUUUUGCUAUGAAGUCUGUUACACAGAUGGUAAUGGGUAGUACAUUUGAAGAUGACCAGGAAGUCAUUCACUUCCAGAAGAAUCAUGGCAUGGUUUGGUCUGAGAUUGGCAAAGGCUUUUUAGAUGGAUCGCUUGAUAAAAGUACAACUCGGAAAAAACAAUAUGAAGAUGCCCUUAGACAACUGGAAUCUAUUUUAAAGAAAAUCAUAAAAGAACGAAAAGGAGGAAACUUCGGUCAACAUAUUUUCAUUGACUCCUUAGUACAUGGGAACCUUAAUGACCAACAGAUCCUUGAAGACAGUAUGAUAUUUUCUCUGGCCAGUUGUGUAAUAACUGCAAAAUUGUGCACCUGGGCAAUCUGUUUUUUAACCACCUUUGAAGAGGUUCAGAAAAAACUUUAUGAAGAGAUAGACCAAGUUUUGGGGAAGGAUCCUAUUACUCCAGAGAAAAUCGAGCAGCUCAGAUAUUGUCGGCAAGUACUUUGUGAAACUGUUCGGACUGCCAAACUGACCCCAGUUUCUGCCCGCCUUCAAGAUGUUGAAGGAAAGAUUGACAAAUUUAUUAUUCCUAGAGAGACCCUUGUUCUUUAUGCUCUUGGUGUGGUACUUCAGGAUCCCAGUACUUGGCCAUCACCACACAAAUUUGAUCCAGACCGGUUUGAUGAUGAAUCGAUGAUGAAAACUUUCUCCUUGCUUGGAUUCUCAGGCGCACAGGAAUGCCCAGAAUUGAGGUUUGCAUAUAUGGUGACCACAGUACUUCUGAGUGUAUUGGUGAGGAGGCUGCACCUACUUUCUGUGGAGGGACAACUUAUUGAAACCAAGUAUGAACUGGUAACAUCACCCAAGGAAGAAGCUUGGAUCACUGUCUCAAAGAGAUAUUAAAAUUUUAUACAUUUAACUUUCUUGAGGAUAUUGAUGGUUUAAAAAGUUUAUAUUGAAUCCUUUUAUAAAUCAAGUAAUACUAUGGAAUAUAAAUACCUACUAGUACUUCAUUAUGUAAAUUUGGGUUUUUGCAUGUCAGACUUAAUGCAUUAAAUACAUUCAUACUUAUUGCAUCAAUAUAAUGAUAAUUUUAACAGGAAGCUCUCUGUUUUAAUUUUUGUUUUAUCACGUUCUUUUUUUGUUGUAUUUUGGUUUUUGUUUUAUCACUUUCUAUGCCAUUAUCUUCAUUUUAUUUUUCUUAGUUUGAUCUCUAGUAUUCUUGAAGAGAGACAUUAUUUUCCACACUUUGGGGAAUCAUGUUUUCUGAAUAUUCAUAAAAGGGAAACAUAAUCCUAACUUCUUUUCAUACUUUAAAUCACUUCAAAGGGGGAAAACAAGGACUUCCCAUGAUUUUAUUUCUUGGGUAAUUUUAUUUCUUGGACUAAUAUUUUUAUUUUCUAAAUAUAAAUUAGCUUAUGUUUAAUCAUUGUUAUUAGGUUGAAUAACCCACCUUGUAUUUGCUUACUUUGAUGCCUCCCAGAUAAUAGUGUUCAUUUCAUGACUUAUACAAGGCUCAUCAUUUUAAAUGGUUCUGAGUCAUUUGGAAAUGACUGAAUGUGUUUUGAAGUGCUCCUUCUAAGUAACAAACUAAAAUUGAGGCUUGUCUUUCCUUCUGUUUUGCUGCAAAUUUUAGUAGCACUAUAUUACUUCACCAAUUCUCAUUGUGGGACAAACUGAAUUCCUAAUUUGUUACUAUUAUGUCAUAUUAUGUCACAUAAUGAACUUAAUGAUUAAGAAACAAGAAAGCACUAACCACAAACCAAAACCAAAUUAAAAAAAAAAUUGCAAAAUAUAUGACAAGGAUGAUAUCCAUAUGAUAUAUAAAUAGUUUGAAUAAAUUGGUAAGAAAACAUAAUAGAUAAAUGGCCAAAAGACAUGAAUAAACAACUUUUAGAAGGGGAAAUAGCUAUUCAACUUUUAGAAAAAAGGGUCAGCCUCACUAAUAAGCAAAGAAAUAUUGGGGCUAUUUAAAAAAUAUUUUUAACUGUCUUUGAAAAUUUACACUGAGUACUGAUAAGUUUUAUAUUUAAUACUUUUUUUAUUGAUAGCACUGUAGUUUAGUUCACUUUUUUUGGUUACAUUGUUCUUGAAAAAAAAUUUUUUUUUAAGACAACAACUUGAGGAAAUGCCAAGUGCAGAUAGAGAGGAAAGGAAGAAAAAUGAUAACUGCAAGUGGGUUUAUUUUUGACACUGCUGAAUUCCUCUUGUAAUUUUAGUUUCAAGGGCUCUUCCACACUUUGUACCCUAGUUAUUGAGUUAUUUUAUGCUGUGUUUAUGGUCAGAUAGCUAACAUUUUAGAACUAGUUAGGAGUGAUUAAGACAGAAUUUAAGUAAUUAGAUGCAGCUUUUAUUUCUGACAAAAAUAUUUAAUUUAUGGAAUAAUUUAAAUUCUAAAACUGUAAGUGAAAUGUAUUCUUAGUUCCCAGCAUCACGUUGUUUCCAAAAAGGCACACUGUUAAAUUCCCUCCCAUCAUUUUGUAUGGUUUUGUGGAUAUAGAGCAUCUUCCUUUGUUAUCCAAGUACCUUAACUGGUUUGGAAACUGGCAGUGGAAAGUUAGGAGUAGGCACUUGAUAUGUAAACCAAGUGUCAGUAAAAUCAGAUGAGAUAAGUGGAAUUUUAAAGCAAGUGAGACCUGAUCAGCAAUGAUCAAGGCAAAAACAGGGCAGCUGAGCCAGAGAGUGAGAGAAUUGGCAUAUUGCCAAUAUAUGAGCCAAUGUAUAAUUACUAAUAAUGAUUUGAAUUGAGGAAAAUAAGAGAAUCAGCUAAAUAAGCACGUUUUAUCCAUGGUUACGUGACCAAUUUAAAACAUUACACAUAAAUUAUCUUCUAGAGGAUUUUUUAAAAAUAAAAAUACUGUCAGUCCAUUCACUGUUGUUCUUACUUGGCCCUUAGUGUUUAUCAAAUGACUGGAAUUGAAGUAGCCUCAGUGUCACUAAUGGCUUGUAGCUUGACUGUAAGCAGGACUCUUAAAUUCUGUAGCUUUUUGGGUUUUUUAAAACUAUUUCUUACCUGAUUUUGAUCUGCAUUCUUUUCAACUGUUGAAAAGUUUACUGUUAAAAACACCAGCGCAGGGCACCUGGGUGGGUCAGGCGGUUAAGUGUUUGGCUCUUGAUUUCAGCUCAGCUUGUGAUCUCAGGGUUAUGAGAUUGAGCCCUGGGUCAGGCUCUGCGCCAGGUGUGGAGCCUGCUUAAGAUUCUCUCUCUUCCUUUCCUCCUCCGCCCCCUUGCCAUGUCUUAAAAAAAAACACACAUUUUUUUAUGGAAAGAAAGGGCUCUUCCACACUUUGUGCUAAUAAAAUUCAAGGCAGAAUUGAUUCUGUGCAUGUGUUUGGGAAAAAUGAAAAACUCAUGUGCUGUUUUAUCUAGCUCAUAAAUGUGCAGUUCCAUUUUCUUAUAUAAGUAGAUUCUAUCUUAUUUAUAGACCCUAUGUAAAAAUUUGUUUGUCUUCUUUAUCUUAAAAUAGUUUAUAUUUUAAAAACAAAAUGUUCUAUUUUUUGUCAUGAAAAUUAUAUAGGCUUGCUGUAGAAAAAUCUUGGAAAUACAGAAACACAGAAAUAGGAAAUUUGGUCACCUGUAGUCCCACUACUUGGAGUUAGUCAUAAACUUCUGGGGUAGAUGCUUCUACUCUCUUUUAUAUCCACUUGUAAUUUUUACAGACAUACUAUAUAUAAUAUUCUCUUCAUGUAAUAUCUGAUGAACUAGUAGUGUUUUCUACAAUUGAAACGUUAAUAUUCUCACUCAGAACAUAAGCACAGAUUUUCAUCAUUCUUUUUCUCUCCUCUUUCCCUUUGUGGGUAUUGUUAUUCUUCUCAACUUUAAGAUUCUAUUUAUUUAUUUAUCUGUCAAAGAGAGAGAGAGCGAGCACAAGCAGGGGAGCAGCAGGUAGAGGGAGAAGCAGGCUCCCUGCUGAGCAAGGGCCCUGACGUGGGACUUGAUGGGAAUCAUGACCUGAGCUGGAAGCAGACAUUUAACCGACUGAGCCACCCAGGCAUCCCUAUUCUUUUCAACUUUAAAAAUGGCUUUACUUCUUC
Mirounga angustirostris (Northern elephant seal) is the source of this 5116-nucleotide messenger RNA. Its product is annotated as cytochrome P450 20A1. Lineage: Eukaryota; Metazoa; Chordata; Mammalia; Carnivora; Phocidae. Gene Ontology annotation, cellular component: membrane. The coding region runs from base 903 to 1985 and encodes 360 amino acids. The record is from RefSeq and is a predicted model, not a curated record. The transcript has 13 exons. Gene Ontology annotation, molecular function: iron ion binding; oxidoreductase activity, acting on paired donors, with incorporation or reduction of molecular oxygen; monooxygenase activity.